AUGGAGGCAAUGCGUCAGAAUCUGGACACAAACAUCGCCGUGGACCCCAACAGAUGGCGAGCAGACGCCCAAAUAGCCGCUCUUAGGGAUAGGAAGAAAAAGAUGAAUGCCAAAAGCUUCAACCCACAUCAUACGGUACGCAAUGAAAACCAGGGAGAAACGGACCAGGAGGAUGUACAAUUUGAAUUAGAGCAAGCGAGGAAGAAAAAAUUCAACCAACAUGUUACAGUGGCGCAGGACGGGGACGAGCCUGGGUUAGUAAGUCCCAGCGAAUCGGACGAUACAGAGGAUGAUGAGGACGAUUUCCAUGAAGACGAUGAAGUCGACAAUGAGGGACAUGGGCAUGGAAACGGGCGUAGACAUCGACGUCCACAUCCUCUCCGACGGCCUCAUUUCGAAGAAGAAAAAGACGACGAAGACGACGAGGAAGACCAGGCAAAGUUGUGCACACCCACACACAACCUCACGCUCAUACGCACCGCCGCGGAGCUCAUCGAACUCGACGUGAAACUGCGCAGUACGCACCCGGGCCUCAAAAUCCCAUCGCUGCCCAUCGACCCCGCCGGUCUGCCCCUCGCGCAGCAGAAGAAGGGGAAGGAGAAGAAACGAAAGUCGACGUUUUUGAACACGCUUUCGCGGCUGGCGUCGCCUGGGGGUGGCAAGGGGAUGGGGAUGAGUAUGGGCAUUGGGAUCGGGAAGAAAGGGGGGAAUACACCGCUUGUGAUGGCUCCUGCCAAGUAG
Psilocybe cubensis is the source of this 741-nucleotide messenger RNA. RefSeq lists its product as uncharacterized. The record is from RefSeq and is a predicted model, not a curated record. The transcript is spliced from 2 exons. Lineage: Eukaryota; Fungi; Basidiomycota; Agaricomycetes; Agaricales; Agrocybaceae. Bases 1 to 741 code for a protein of 246 amino acids.